Molecule: messenger RNA, 2537 nt
Organism: Labeo rohita (rohu)
Lineage: Eukaryota; Metazoa; Chordata; Actinopteri; Cypriniformes; Cyprinidae
Gene: pax8
Product: paired box 8
Exons: 12
Coding region: 253-1620 (455 amino acids)
Biological process (GO): regulation of transcription by RNA polymerase II; anatomical structure development
Molecular function (GO): RNA polymerase II cis-regulatory region sequence-specific DNA binding; DNA-binding transcription factor activity, RNA polymerase II-specific
Source: RefSeq, a predicted model, not a curated record
GUUAUACCGGAGGAACUCUAAUCCAUUCGAUCUAGCAGCCAAACAGAAUAUGUGCCAUUUUAACUGACACUGUGGCGUUGGAUAAAAUCCGUCGGAUAUUUACAAGCGUUUCCUCUCCAAAAGGGAAUAAAACUAUCCACGCAGGAAUAUUUUCACGCAAGACCUCAUAUGGACUAAAACACAGCAAAUUAAGUGAGAGUGGACACUCGGACAUAUAACCAGGACAUCAAGAGACCAAGACUUCUCUGAGAAAUGUCCAACACAACUGGGCGAGGUCAUGGGGGUCUUAAUCAACUAGGUGGCAUGUUUGUGAACGGACGCCCACUCCCGGAGGUCAUCCGGCAGAGGAUUGUGGACAUGGCGCACCAGGGCGUACGACCCUGUGACAUCUCCCGCCAGCUGAGGGUCAGUCACGGCUGCGUCAGCAAGAUCCUGGGCAGGUACUAUGAGACGGGUAGCAUUAAACCAGGAGUCAUUGGGGGCUCAAAGCCGAAAGUGGCGACUCCUAAAGUGGUGGAGAAGAUAGCGGAGUACAAGCGGCAGAACCCGACCAUGUUUGCAUGGGAGAUUAGAGACCGACUGCUGGCCGAAGGCGUUUGUGACGGUGACACUGUGCCCAGUGUAAGCUCCAUCAACAGGAUUAUUCGCACAAAAGUUCAACAGCCAUUCAACCUGCCUCUGGACAGUAAAGGCCUCAGUCCUGGACAUACACUGAUUCCCAGUUCAGCCGUCACUCCUCCAGAAUCUCCUCAGUCGGACUCUCUGGGCUCCACCUAUUCCAUCAGCGGCCUGCUAGGAAUCCCACAGACCAGCACAGAGGGCAAGAGGAGCCAUGAUGACAGUGAUCAGGAGAGCUGUCGGCACAGUGUGGACUCUCAGGGCAGCGGCAGCGGACCCCGGAAACAGCUGAGGACCGAACACUUCCCAUCCCCGCACCUGGACUGUGGCUUUGAGCGUCACCACUACAGCUCCGACACGUUCAGCCAGACUGCGGCCAGCAAAACAGAGCAGUCGCUCUAUCCUCUCUCGCUCAUCAAUGGCAGUUUGGACGAGGGUAAAGGCGCUUCAGCUAUCAGUCGAAACCUAGCAGCACAUCAGGGAUACACAGUGGUUGCAGAAGCUCUACAGCCCCUCCCACUCUGUCUGAAACAGGAAAUGUCACCUGAGGUGAACAGCUCAAGCCCCUCCCCCAACAUCACAGCUAAUUCAGCCUUCCUGGAGCUCACUUCCAUUUCGGCCCCGUCAUCAGUGCCCAUUGCUAACAGCUGCAGCAAUGCCACUCAUUUAUCUCAUGGCUUCAGCUCAUUUUCCCAUCAUGCCCCAGUGCACGGGCAGUUUAGUAGCCCUCCACUCAUUGCAGGCAGAGAUGUGGCGAGCUCAAUGCUGCCUGGUUAUCCUCCACACAUCCCCUCGGCUACGCAGACAGGCUUCUCAUCGUCCACCAUCACUGGGAUGGUAGCAGGUCCAGAGUACACGGGCCAGACCUAUAGCCACGCACCGUACACAUCCUACAGUGACGCCUGGAGAUUCACCAACUCCAGCAUAUUAGGUUCCCCGUAUUACUACAGUUCAGCCGCGCGAGCGCCGCCUCCCUCCACCGCGGCUUACGAUCAUCUCUAGUACCAGAGAAGAAUGGAGAUGACGUUCUCUUUUUACAGUGGAGUGUCCAAUUGAAAGACACAAGGAGUGAAGAAAAACGAAAACAUAUUGACGGACUAUACCUUUUAUUGCCUGUAAAACUAGCCUAUUUAUGUCUUUUGUUCACGGCCCGAAUAAAGGCCAUUUACAACCACACGUUUACAUCUUUAUCCACCAAACAGUGCAUUUCUUACCUGUGUUUUUUUUAUUUCUCUGUAGCCAAAGACAUUUCUGCAAACUGUUUUUAGCAGCUGAAGCAUCUGAAGUGUACACGGUUCACAAAUACUACGCAACUGACAACGAUAUCCACACAACUAAACUAUAUAAAUUAAAAUCGUAUAAAUUAUUUUAACGGAACAUAAGGAACAUGUUUCACUGAUUAAGAAAAGGAGUAAAUGCCAUGUUGUUCACGUGACAUUUUGGUGUUGGAUUCGAGCUGAAUGAGUUGAUAUUGGAUGGGCCUAUUUAAACGACAUUGAAAUAACCUAACACAAUGUAACAAGCGGAUAUUUUUGUCUUCAAUGGGCCGCAUUUCACAAUCGUCCACCAAAUCCAUAAGGAUGAUCAAAAACAUCACAUUCAGAAGCCGCAUAGUCUAUUCAGUCCAAACCAUUACAGGAGUUUAAUGUUUUGGGGCAAUAUGUAAAUAAUGUAGAGAAGGCAAAACCCUAUUAAAAUGAAAUUCAUUUAUAUUCUACACAUGAUUAUUAGGGCUGAACCGUGUGGGGAUUCGUUAGUUUUAAAAUGUUUAUAUUGUCGCUUCUAUUUUUUCCAUCUUAUUAUCAUGCUUAUGUUCUAUGAUUAAACGAGUUUGAGUUCCAGAGAUUACGUUUUAUUGUACUGUUAAUUAUAUUAUUCAAAUGUAAAUUAAUAAUUUCUACAGAAUUAUUUUGAAUUAA